AAUGGAACCGGGUUCCCUCCUAUAAAUACUCUGGCUUUUCCCUGGCUCUGCCUACAUAAGAAUCAGUCACCAUGUUCAAGCUGGUCUUUUUUGCCUUGUUCCUGGCAUACGCCCACGGCUGCGGCAAACCGGCAUAUUUGCCAAAUACUUCUCGAGUUGUUGGAGGCGAGGACGCCAAACCCCACAGCUGGCCAUGGCAGAUCUCCCUUCAGUACAAUAGGAAUGGUGCCUGGUCCCACACUUGCGGCGGGACCCUCAUUGAUGCCAGCUGGGUCUUAACCGCUGCCCACUGUAUCAGCUCCAGUCGGACCUAUCGGGUGGUCCUGGGCAAACAGAACCUCGAAGAAGAAGAGGCCGGUUCUGUGGCUGUUGCUGUGGAGAAACUGAUCGUCCACGAAAAAUGGAACUCCUUCCUGAUUGUGAACGAUAUUGCUCUGCUCAAACUUGCCGAGCCUGUAGAGUUCAGCGACACGAUCCAGCCCUCUUGCCUGCCUGCCGCAGACACCUUGCUGGCUCAGGAUUACCCUUGCUACGUCACCGGAUGGGGACGCCUCUGGACGAAUGGCCCCAUCUCCAACGCCCUUCAGCAGGGUCUGUUGCCCAUUGUGGAUCACCAGACUUGCAGCCAACGUGACUGGUGGGGUUCCUCAGUCCGGACCACCAUGGUGUGUGCAGGAGGAGAUGGUGUCAUUUCAGGGUGCAAUGGGGAUUCUGGCGGUCCUUUGAACUGCCAAAGCGCCAACACUUGGGAAGUUCAUGGUAUUGUGAGCUUUGGAUCUGGGCUGGGCUGCAACACCGCUAAGAAGCCCACUGUUUUCACCCGUGUGUCUGCUUACAACUCCUGGAUAACUGAGAAAAUGAACCAGAACUGAGGUACGCGGAUCCCAUCUUGUUACGUUGUUAGGGUUUAAUAAACCUUUUCAUCACAA
Eublepharis macularius is the source of this 929-nucleotide messenger RNA. RefSeq names its product chymotrypsin-C-like. The record is from RefSeq and is a predicted model, not a curated record. The transcript has 8 exons. Gene Ontology annotation, biological process: proteolysis. Gene Ontology annotation, molecular function: serine-type endopeptidase activity. NCBI's taxonomy places the organism in Eukaryota, Metazoa, Chordata, Lepidosauria, Squamata, Eublepharidae. The coding region runs from base 72 to 872 and encodes 266 amino acids.